ACGGGGCUUUUAAAAACACCUUUUUAUGAUUUUCAUGUAGAACAUGGAGGACAGAUGGUGGCAUUUGCAGGGUAUUUAAUGCCAGUACAAUAUGCAGAUCAGAGUAUUUCAGAGUCCCAUAAACAUGUUCGCAGUAGAGCAGGAGUUUUUGAUGUGUCUCAUAUGUUCAGGAGGGUUUUUAUAUUUUAUAGAGUUUCUGGAACAUUAUCUGUUUCUUUUUUGGAGUCAUUAACACCAUCAGAUCUAUAUGAAAUGCCAUUAUAUUCGUCUUUAUUAUCUACAUUAUUAAAUUCCAAUGGAGGAAUUGAAGACGAUUUAAUGAUAUAUCGACAUGAUAAAAAUGAGUUUUAUUUAGUUGCUAAUGCAGCGACACGUGAAAAAAAUAAGGCAUAUUUUAAGAAGCAUUUAGAUUUAUGGGAUAAAUCGAAUGUCCGGCUUGAAGAAUUGAAAGACAGAUGUUUAUUGGCGCUUCAAGGCAUGGAAUUCCUUUUAUUUUUAUUGUAUAAUCAUAAUUUAGGGCCAUUAUCAGCCGAUAUUUUGCAGACACAUACAAAUACAGAUCUUUCAAAUAUAAAAUUUGGAAAAUGUGCUUUUAUUAAACUUGCAGGAUCAAAUGUUCAUAUUUCUAGAACAGGAUAUACGGGUGAAGAUGGAUUUGAAAUUUCUAUUCCUAUCGAAAAUUCUGUUUCUACUUUAGAGGAACUUUUAAAUACUACUAAAGAAUUAAAGUUAGCAGGUCUUGGUGCUAGAGAUUCUCUUCGUUUAGAAGCGGGCAUGUGUUUAUAUGGUACAGAUAUAGAUCAUACAGUAACACCAGUUGAAGCAAGUCUUUCCUGGAUAAUUGGAAAACGAAGACGUGCUGAAGGUGGAUUUCUAGGAGAUAAAAGGAUUUUACAACAAUUACAAGAAGGAAUACAGCAACGAAGAAUUGGGUUAAUUGUUAAAGAAGCACCAGCAAGAUGUGGUGCUGCAAUUCUUAAUAUUGAUGGUUCAGAAACAAUUGGACGAAUUACAUCAGGUUGUCCCUCUCCUUCUCUUCAAAAAAAUAUUGCUAUGGGAUAUAUCAAAACUGGAUAUCAUAAAAAAGAUACAAAUGUUAUGGUAAAUGUUCGUGGAAAGCUUCGAAAUGCAACUAUUAUUAAAAUGCCAUGGGUUCCUAACAAAUAUUACCGAUAA
Molecule: messenger RNA, 1176 nt
Organism: Pneumocystis carinii B80
Lineage: Eukaryota; Fungi; Ascomycota; Pneumocystomycetes; Pneumocystales; Pneumocystaceae
Product: glycine cleavage system T protein
Exons: 5
Coding region: 55-1176 (373 amino acids)
Biological process (GO): glycine catabolic process
Cellular component (GO): mitochondrion
Molecular function (GO): protein binding; aminomethyltransferase activity
Source: RefSeq, a predicted model, not a curated record